Pundamilia nyererei is the source of this 990-nucleotide messenger RNA. RefSeq names its product glutathione peroxidase 1b (gene gpx1b). Lineage: Eukaryota; Metazoa; Chordata; Actinopteri; Cichliformes; Cichlidae. Gene Ontology annotation, molecular function: glutathione peroxidase activity. The record is from RefSeq and is a predicted model, not a curated record. The transcript is spliced from 2 exons. Gene Ontology annotation, cellular component: cytosol; mitochondrion. Gene Ontology annotation, biological process: glutathione metabolic process; response to selenium ion; response to hydrogen peroxide.
GCUGGUCCAAAGAAACAGAAGAGCGCACUGUGUUGGUAGUGAAGAAGGCAUCUGCUCUACCAGAAGAAAGGAGGAAGAAAAGGAAAGAAAAGAAAACAAUGGCUACAAGUUUUUACGACCUCACGGCCAAACUGUUGACCGGGGAGACGUUUAAUUUCUCUUCCCUAAAGGGCAAAGUCGUCCUCAUUGAGAAUGUCGCUUCUCUCUGAGGUACGACCGUCAGGGAUUACACCCAGAUGAACGAGCUCCACGAGCGGUACGCCAGCAAGGGGCUUGUGAUCUUGGGAGUACCCUGCAACCAGUUCGGCCAUCAGGAGAACUGCAAGAAUGAAGAGAUCCUCCUGUCGCUGAAGUAUGUCCGUCCUGGAAAUGGCUUCGAGCCCAAGUUUCAGCUCUUUGAGAAGAUGGACGUGAACGGGAAGGACGCCCACCUCCUGUUUGCGUUCCUGAAGGACAAGCUUCCAACACCCAGCGACGACGCAACGUCUCUGAUGACCGACCCCAAGCUGAUCAUCUGGAGCCCGGUGUGCAGGAACGACGUGUCCUGGAACUUCGAGAAGUUCCUCAUCGGGCCGGACGGUGUGCCGUUCAAGCGUUACAGCCGGAGGUUCCUCACCAUCGACAUCGAGGGAGACAUCAAGAAGCUCCUCAGCCAGACGAAUUAAAACCUCGUCCUAAAUGCUGAAGCAGCCUGCAGCUUAGCACUAUGUGUGUGUAGCCUUCAUAACGAGAGAAACACCACUGCGCUUACAGCUUCAAUAGAUGCCACCUAAACUCACCACCUGUGCUCUCCUGUACGCAGUAGCUGUCUCCUGCUUUCUUUUUUUUUACUAAAUGAAGAAAUCCUCUGAAACCAAACUGUGAGGAGGAUAUCUGAUGAAAUGUAAAAGGCAGGACUGUUUUAUCGCUUCAAAGCUGCGCUGGGUGCAUGUAAAGCACAGCUGUGGUGUCAAGUUUAAAGGGGAUCAAUAAAUAUAUUUUUUGCAAACA